AUGGUUAUAUUCGUCAAAUCUUGCUUCUUAUGGCUGCUGCUGCUGCUGCUGCUGCUGCUUCCUCCUCCUUAUUCUACUGCUGAUGGUCACAGGGUGAGUCAACAAGUUUCUCCAUCUCCCGUUAGGCUCCGAAUAUUGGAUAAUCAUGUGGAGAUUGAGAAUGGUAUUGUAAAGCUAUCAUUGUUAAAGCAUUGCGGGCUCGUCUCAAGCAUCGGAUUCAAAGGGAUUGACAAUGUGCUCGAAUAUCGUAACAAAGAGACGCGACGAGGUUAUUGGGACAUCGUCUGGAGUUUCCCGGAGAAAGGCAAUCACAAAUUCGACACGUUUGAAAGUGCAAGCUUGAGAGUAGUAGCAAAUUCCAAAGAUCAAGUAGAAGUAUCUUUUACAAGUACAUGGAACAUCUCCCUUCCUCAAUACACUCUCCCUCUCAACGUUGACAGGAGAUUUGUAGUCCUUGGUGGGGUGUCUGGUUUUUACUCCUACGCCAUAUUCGAGCAUUUGGAAGGAUGGCCUGAUUUGAACAUUGAUGAAGCAAGAAUUGCCUUCAAACUCGAUAAGAACUUGUUUGAUUACAUGGCCAUAUCAGAUAGUAUACAAAAGAUCAUGCCAACCGACUACGAUAGGAGGUCGGGCCAACAACUUAACUUCCCGGAAGCUGUUAGGCUAACGAAUCCUGGAAACCCUAAUCUCAGCGGAGAGGUCGAUGAUAAGUAUCAAUACUCUUUGGAGAACAAGGAUAAUAGAGUACAGGGAUGGAUAAGCUCCGAUAAGCAUGUGGGUUUUUGGAUGAUAACUCCGAGUGAUGAGUUUCGCGCGGGGGGACCUGUCAAGCAAGAUCUCACAUCUCACACUGGCCCAACUUGCUUAAACGUGUUCUUUAGCGGGCAUUAUGCUGGGUCCGAAUUUGGGAUCCGACUUCGUGGAGGAGAGGCAUGGAAGAAGGUGUUCGGACCCGUAUUCAUAUACCUCAAUUCGGAUUCAACUAACAACGCCAGUACUAGUCUACUUUGGAAUGAUGCUAAAACACAGAUGUUGGAAGAGAGCCGAAAAUGGCCUUAUGAUUUCCCCUUGUCUGGAGAGUUUCCUGGAGCGCAGCAGCGCGGCGCAAUCAAAGGUCGACUGUUAGUUCGCGACAGGUACAUCAGUCAGAGGCUUCUGUUGGCUAAAAAUGCAUACGUCGGGUUGGCUGCUCCGGGACACAUCGGCUCAUGGCAACAUCAGGCUAAGGGAUAUCAAUUUUGGACACAAACUGAUGAAUUCGGCUACUUCACAAUUCGAGCCAUUCGAGCGAACACUUACAACUUGUAUGCUUGGGUUCCCGGCAUCAUGGGAGACUAUAAACUCGGCAUCGACAUUAUCAUUAGCCCAGGCACCCAAGUUCACAUGGGAGAUCUUAUUUAUGAUCCCCCGAGAAACGGUCCAACAUUAUGGGAAAUCGGGAUACCUGAUCGUAGUGCAGCCGAAUUCUUCAUACCCGAUCCAUCCCCUAGUCUAGCAAAUAAGCUAUACUUGGGUGGUGAUGAAAAGUACCGGCAAUACGGAUUAUGGGAUCGAUAUACUGACUUAUAUCCUACCCAUGAUCUAGUUUACACAAUUGGAGUCAGCGACUAUCGCAAAGAUUGGUUCUUUGCUCAUGUAAACCGGAAAGUAAGAAAUCACAGUUAUACACCAACGACAUGGCAGAUUAAGUUCGAUUUAAGAAAUGUGAAUGCAAAUGGGACUUAUACACUUCGAUUGGCAUUGGCUUCGGCUAACUUUGCAGAGAUUCAAGUUGGGAUCAACAAGAACAUCGAUGGAGAAGCAGUAGAUUUUAGGACAGGAAGGAUAGGGAGAGACAAUGCAAUUGCAAGGCAUGGCAUCCAUGGGCUAUAUUGGUUGUUUGGUGUGGAUAUAGCUGGGCAUCAACUCUUCAAUGGCAGAAAUACAAUAUAUUUAAAGCAAUCAAGAAGCAAUAAUGGACCCUUCAUCAAUGUCAUGUACGACUACAUUCGCCUCGAAGGACCUCCUCGACCUUACUAUUGA
Andrographis paniculata is the source of this 2022-nucleotide messenger RNA. RefSeq names its product probable rhamnogalacturonate lyase B. Lineage: Eukaryota; Viridiplantae; Streptophyta; Magnoliopsida; Lamiales; Acanthaceae. The record is from RefSeq and is a predicted model, not a curated record. The transcript is spliced from 14 exons. Gene Ontology annotation, molecular function: carbohydrate binding; catalytic activity. Bases 1 to 2022 code for a protein of 673 amino acids. Gene Ontology annotation, biological process: carbohydrate metabolic process.